UUUCAUUUAGUUUUGUUUGCCUUUCACAUUAGAGGAAAUUCUUGCCACACCUCAAACCAAAAUUAAGAGGAAAAGAAAGAAGUAAGCCACAUAAAUCUGACCAAGAACACAAGCAUCUUAAUUUGAAUCCACAAAGUUUCAUGUAAUGAAAAGAAAUACAUAAUUUUAAUUCAACCCAAGUGUUUUCCAAGAAGAUUGUAUUCGCUUAAAUUGCUACAGUAAUUCAAGAGACAGCUCUGUCUGGACACAGAGUUACUGUGGAUUUUUAAGAGACUCAGUUAAAGAAUUUAGGAAUUUCUGAUUCAUUUAAAGGAUUUACAAAUUCAUCAACCCCUGAAAACUAAAGCAAAUUGAACAGGAAAAAAAAAAAGAAGAAGAUGGGUUUUUUAAGUCCAAUAUAUGUUAUUUUCUUCUUUUUUGGAGUCAAAGUACAUUGCCAAUAUGAAACUUAUCAGUGGGAUGAAGACUACGACCAAGAGCCAGAUGAUGAUUACCAAACAGGAUUCCCAUUUCGUGAAAAUGUAGACUACAGAGUUCCUUUUCAUCAGUAUACUUUAGGCUGUGUCAGUGAAUGCUUCUGUCCAACUAACUUUCCAUCAUCAAUGUACUGUGAUAAUCGCAAACUCAAGACUAUCCCAAAUAUUCCGAUGCACAUUCAGCAACUCUACCUUCAGUUCAAUGAAAUUGAGGCUGUGACUGCAAAUUCAUUCAUCAAUGCAACUGAUCUUAAAGAAAUUAACCUCAGCCACAACAAAAUUAAAUCUCAAAAGAUUGAUUAUGGUGUGUUUGCUAAGCUUCCAAAUCUACUACAACUUCAUCUAGAGCAUAACAAUUUAGAAGAAUUUCCAUUUCCUCUUCCUAAAUCUCUGGAAAGACUCCUUCUUGGUUACAAUGAAAUCUCCAAACUGCAGACAAAUGCCAUGGAUGGGCUAGUAAACUUGACCAUGCUUGAUCUCUGUUAUAAUUAUCUUCAUGAUUUUCUGCUAAAAGACAAAAUCUUUGCCAAAAUGGAAAAACUAAUGCAGCUCAACCUCUGCAAUAACAGAUUAGAAUCAAUGCCUCCUGGUUUGCCUUCUUCACUUAUGUAUCUGUCUUUAGAAAAUAAUUCAAUUUCUUCUAUACCUGAAAAAUACUUCGACAAACUUCCAAAACUUCAUACUCUAAGAAUGUCACACAACAAACUACAAGACAUCCCAUAUAAUAUUUUUAAUCUUCCCAACAUUGUAGAACUCAGUGUUGGACACAACAAAUUGAAGCAAACAUUCUAUAUUCCAAGAAAUUUGGAACACCUAUACCUACAAAAUAAUGAAAUAGAAAAGAUGAAUCUUUCAGUGAUGUGUCCUUCUAUUGACCCACUACAUUACCACCAUUUAACAUACAUUCGUGUGGACCAAAAUAAACUAAAAGAACCAAUAAGCUCAUACAUCUUCUUCUGCUUCCCUCAUAUACACACUAUUUAUUAUGGUGAACAAAGAAGCACUAAUGGUCAAACAAUACAACUAAAGACACAAGUUUUCAGGAGAUUUCAAGAUGAUGAUGAUGAUGAUGAAAGUGAAGAUCACAAUGAUCCUGACAACGCUCAUGAGAGCCCAGAACAAGAAGGAGCAGAAGGGCACUUUGACCCUCAUUAUUAUGAAAAUCAAGAAUAGCAAGAAACUAUAUAGGUAUACACUUACGACUUCACAAAACCUAUACUUAAUAUAGUAAAUCUAAGUAAACAUGUAUUACUCAAAGUAAUAUAUUUAGAAUUAUGUAUUAGUAUAAGAUCAGAAUUGAAUUUAAGUUGUUGGUGACAUCUGCAUCAUUUCAUAGGAUUAGAACUUACUCAAAAUAAUGUAAAUCUUUAAAAAUAUAAAUUAGAAUGACAAGUGGGAAUCAUAAAUUAAAUGUUAAUGGUUUCUUAUGCUCUUUUUAAAUACAGAAAUAUCAUGUUAAAGAAAGUGAGUGUAUCAUUUCUAUUAACAGUAAUUUUUCUAAAAAUGAGGAAGGAAGUAGCAUUAGCAGUAAAGACCCACAGGCCAUGACCUUUUUGAUUACUCUGAGGACAAUAUUUAAAUGACAGGAGGGCAUAUUAAUGUAACAAGCAUUCAUUUAAGGAAUAGACCAUUUUCUCUGACCUCUUCUUCAGAAAAGCUUUCACACUGGUAUUUGUGAUCUCAUCAUUAUGACAUCUAUCCCCCUAGCUCACCACAUAGCGCAUAGAAUGAUAUUUUUGAUUUGUAAGAGGCCAUCCAGUUACUAAGGACCCAAGACAUACAGAUUCACAAAAUUAACUAAUCUUUUUGCCUCAGAAUACCAAAACAACAAAAUUAUAAAGCUGUAUUUGGACAACUAAAAAACACCAAACUAUCUCAUUGCAAUUUGUAUUUUAGCACAUUUCAGCAACUAUCCAAAACAAUGUUAUUGUAUUCCAUUUUAACUGGGAUAAAUGUUUUUGUAAAAAUACAACCAUAGAAAGGCCUCUUUGCUACAAAAUGAUUUGCAAAGAAAUAACUGCUUUGUUUACAAGAUUAAAUUAGUGUUGGCAAAAUAAAGUUCUAAUGAUAAUA
This is a messenger RNA of Nomascus leucogenys (northern white-cheeked gibbon), 2549 nucleotides long. It is a transcript of the gene OMD, whose product is annotated as osteomodulin. The record is from RefSeq and is a predicted model, not a curated record. NCBI's taxonomy places the organism in Eukaryota, Metazoa, Chordata, Mammalia, Primates, Hylobatidae. Gene Ontology annotation, molecular function: protein binding.